AUGCCCGCUUUGCCCUCGCCUUUCGCCAAAGGGGGAUGCAUUGUGUCAGCGCCAGUGGGGCCGGCCGGUUCCGCAGGGCCGGUGAAGUCGUCUUCGGGAAAGCUUGAGUCACUCAGGCUUGCUGAAGUGAAGAUUCCGAGUGUGCCGGGACAAAGCUGGGAUCAGAAACUCUCUGAGGCGAGGGAAGCAGCUUUGGCAAAGUGGCUAGGGAUUCUUGAAAGGUUCCCCGACGAUUUCGGUCUUUCUUUGUCGAUUCGGCUAGAUAAGGAGAACGGGCGAGACUCUGACUUGAAGUCGUCUUUGCAAGAUGUGUUUUCCCAAAAGGCGAGUGUCACGAUCUCAGGCCGUGCUGGGCCCCUUGCCAGGUACAUCAAGCACUGCCGAAGUUGCCAGGUUGUUCCUUUCCCUGUCACUGAAGCAGGGAUCUAUGCUUUCCUACAGGAUUAUGCAUCUCACGAGGCGCCCACUUUCGCCAGGAGUUUCUUGAGCAGCCUUGCUUUUGCAAAGUUCACUGUGAGCUUGAAAGUGAGUGAUGAAGUCUUCAGCCCCAGGGUCCGUGGGCUGUCGUCGAAGCUGUAUCUUGAAAAGAGGAAGACUCGGCAGAAGCCGUCGCUCAAAGUUGAUCAUGUGCGGAAACUGGAGGCCAUCGCUUCCGGCUCGAUCGUGCUAGAGCCUUCAGACCGGGUCGCUGCUGGCUUCUUCGUGUGGACCUUGUAUGCACGAGCGAGGUACUCGGAUGCCCAAGCUGCAGGUGCAAUGACUUGUGACUUAAGCGACACGCCGGACGGCACAGUCGGAUACCUGGAGUCCGCUGUUGAGCGAAGCAAGACUUCGUUCUCUCUGGAAAGAAAGGUCAGGUAUUUGCACAUGUUUGCUCCCAUCCAAGGUAUAGGUGAGGGGCCCUGGGGUGUCAAGUGGUUUGAGUUCUAUAAGGAGCAUGGGCCUCCUUUGGGGUCGGGCAAGCCCUUGCUUCCGAGCCCGCUCUCUGGCGGAGGGUGGCAAACAUCGCCGCUGGCGGUGGCGAGUGCCACGAAAUGGAUGAAGUCACUCUUGAUCCGUGCGGGUUGCGACAGGUCUUCCGUUGAACCGCUUGGGACGCAUAGUCUCAAGGCAACGACCUUGAGUUGGAGCGCCAAAUUCGGACUAUCCCGUGAGGUGAGAGCGGCCCUAGGUUACCACGCCAGGGGCCGUGAUGGGACCGAGCUCAUCUAUGGGAGAGACAACAUGUCUGCUCCUGUGCGCCAGCUGCAAGGGGUUCUGCUCGAGGUGUCGCGCGAAAGGUUCAUGCCGGACGCCACCAGGUCCGGUUACUUCGUGAAGCGCUUUGAAGAUCCAGAGGGGAUGCCCAUUCCUCCUGAGGAGGUCUUGUCGGAAUCUUCUUCCGAGGCCAGCGAGGAUGCCGAGGAUGUCGAUCAUGUAGCUGCGGAGGCGGCCACCGACGAAUUGGGAACAGAGACAGCCGUUUCAUCCAUGCUGUCGCAUCCGAAGAAGGCGACAAGUUCAGAUGCGGAAGAAGCAUAUCGACCAGGCCACGAGGUGCGGAUUCGAGAGUGUUCUGAGGACUUUCAGCAAUUUGUAGGAGUUUCACUAGCUCGGUUCCUGCUCCUGACGAUGGCUAACUACUCUGAGAGUCAAUCGGUUCUGCAGUCGCGAUUGAGUGUCGUGGGUUUCGCAGAAGAUGACGUUCAGAAAAUCCUGCCAGAGGUGGGAAACUUGAGGAGGCUGGCGUUCAUUUCUUCUUUCACACCUGGCCAGACUGACGAGGGGCCGCUGAUGCAGGUGUUGAAAGACAUUCUGAAGCGAGACUUGACAAUUGCAGACAAGGCUAAUUGGCGUGCGGUUUACAAUGAAGCUUUUGCCAUUGUGACCGCGGAAAUGAAGCAGAGGAUUGAGAAGGCCGACCCAGAGUCGACCGUCAGGCCUUUGUCUCAGCCUGAGAGGUCUGAGAGGUACGAGCGGCAGGCCAAGAAGCUUGUCGGGAUUUCACUGAAAGGGCCUCUGGAGCCUGCCGAUGCACUUGUUGAUCUUGCUGUGGCUUCCUAUGAGGCAAAUGAGCUGAGGUACAUUCCGUGGGACCGGUGUGUGUCCAAGGAAGCUGAACUGGCUGGCGAGAAGAAACGCGAUGUCAGGUUCACUGUUGAGGAGUCUUCGGGAAAGCUUCGGAUCGAGCACAAACAGCCUGAUCUGGUUGCGGAUACUUCAUCGGAGAUUCUUGUUCAGCAGGCUCUCACCAGGAGAGCUUUGGCCAUGGAUCAGGCGAACCUGAUCGAGUUCAGUGUUGCUGAUAAGUGGACUCAACGCUUGAUGAAGGCCCGCAUGCAAGCGCCUGCGGAGCAUUUUGCCAGGCCCACUUGGAAGCAACUUGAGUCGGCAGAUCGGCAGCUGUUUGCCGAGCUUCGUGAUAAGACCAGGGCAGGAGUGCAGACUGUCGCAUCGGGUCGCCCGUUGGACACACUUCUGCCAGAUGCGAUGUACAUGAACGAAGUGUCAUGUUUAUUGCAACCUUUUCCGGCCCCUGCCCUAAAAGAUGUUCCCCAGAAGCCGGAUGCUCCCAAGUGGGAGAGGCCUUCUCCUUACAACAAAGGUGGAGGCAAAGGAAAGAAAGGUAAGCAGAGGUUCAUGACAAGGUUGCCCGCCGGCCUGGAGGGCUGCAGGUCUCACACCAAUCGUGGUGACCCAAUCUGUUUUGCAUUCAAUCUGGGAGGCUGCCCUACCAAAGGGCAGAAGUGCGAGAAAGGCCUGCACAUUUGCGCAGGUGCGUCGCUGAUGGCCGGUGCUCCAGAGAGUGUGCAUCAGCCGGCAGCGGGAGCCUCACAGGUGGAUGAUCUCCUAGAGGGAGUUCAUCGGCCGAGCAAUGCAUGCGCCGGCGGCUCUCCUCCGAGUGGUGUGGAGUGUCGUCUGCAGUCAGGUGUUGAUCGAGAGGAUCAUCACAUGCACAACGUUGGCUCUCACAGUGCCAUCUCCAGGCCAUCACCAGGUGUGGUGGAGGCCGCACGCAGCAGGUCCCCGAGGCCCCGUGAUGGGGCACAGUCGCAGAGAGGUUCUUCACAUGACGAGGGCCAUGUGAGUGCCGCCGAUGUUCUGCGGGUUUUCGAUGGUCUUCCUUCGGAUGCCUUGAAGAGGGGUGCCGAUGCACCUCUCCCAACUUCGAAAUCUUAUGCCACGGGAGCGUAUGUUCUUGGUGGUAAUGUAGGCCUGAAGGCCAAUGCCUCAGCCAACCCGGAGGCGCUCAAAGUCUUUGCAAGGUUUGUGAGACAGCGUGCUCCGGGGUUUAAGUUUUCUUCGAUAAAUAUAUUUGAGGAUGUUCGCACUGAGCGCCAUCGAGAUCAGUGGAAUGCCAACUUGCAUAACUUGGCGAUUGCACUGACUGACUUCUCAGGUGGAGCUAUCUUUGUGGAGCAUGAAAACGGUCGAGACGUAUCCGACCUUAAUGGUGCACGAGGCUCUCGCUUGCAGGUUGCUAAGGGCCCUGUCCGAUUCAAUGCCAGACACAAUUGGCACUACACCGAGGCGUGGCAGGGCCGUAGAGUCUUGCUGGUUGCAUUCACCAUCCGUCAUGUUGAAUCGCUGUGCAAGGAACAUCUUGACUUUCUCCGCGAGUGUCAUGUUGAUGUUCCGAAAUGCGCGCCCGAGGGCGCGCGGUUGGCGCCUGCUGAAGCGUGUGCUCGUCAGCCGCCAUCCUUGACCUCCCCCGUAGCUCAGGAGUCGCUUAGGCCCUUGCCCGCUUCGUUUGUCCCCGCCGUUGACCCUAAGGAACCUGUGAGCGACCCUGCUAGUCCCUUGAAGCCCGGUUCUGCUCUCUAUGUCGAGAUAAAGUGUGGGUCCGGAUUGCUGCCGGCUCGGGUGCGGCGGGACGGAUUUCAAAUCAUAGCGCUUGAACAUUCUCGCCCCGCUGGGCGAGUGCACACUCACCUUGUCCCGGUGGACAUUGAAACGGAGUCGGGUUUCUCCUUUGUGCAGACUGUCAUCAGCCACGAUGCCCCUUUUCACGUGCAUUUCUUUCCUGCGACCAAGGAUUGUUUCAAGGCUGCUUUUUGCGCCGGGCAAACCAUUCGCAUCGCCAAACUCUUGCUUGCAUCUGAUUCGCAUUGGAGUGUCUUGCAUCCCCUGGCGUCAGUCCUGUGGAAACAGCUCGACUUGCCCGACAACCUCCAUUGCGUGGACUUCUGUGCAGGUUGCUACGGGGCUCCCAGUCCUGUCAAAAUGCGUCUGUGCACAACCCAGGCCGCGCUGGCUGGCAUGCCGGUGCCAGCAUGUCGUUGUCGCCCCGGGCCCCAUGUUGCGGGCUCGCUUUCGCCAGAUGCCUUGUACACUUCGAAAUUCUGUGAUGUGUUUGCUGGCCUCCUGCAGCUGGCGGUUGGCCAAUCUGGCCUCUUACUUGAGCAUGCUCUUCCACUGCAGAGUUCGCGGCAUUCUGCCGUCGCAGCCGCUGGGCGGCAGCCGCGAUUGUCAAAAUUCCAGCCGCAGAUCGCCGAGUUUAAGUGCCAAGCCACGGUCCGUGAGUUUCCGUGGCCCCUUCCUUUGGAUAAUAAGGGCAAUCUCACCUGUGCCGUAGGGUCGAUCCCUCCUGGCUCCCGCCUUCUUCGCGUUGUGUGUGAUCGGGGGGUCGUCGGUGCGAAACAGGUCGGAAGCCUGUCAGGUGUGCCUUCAGCAGUUACCUUUGGCAUUUACCGCACGGAACAAGAGUUUGUGGCUCAGGCAUUGCAUAUCGAUCAUCCCUUCGACUUGUGCGUGGCAGUCCCAGACUUCAUGUUGAGAGCGUUGGCUUUUACCUUGAAAGAGGGCCCGGUUGGUGUGAUGAAGCACCGUCUGAAUUUGCUCCAGCAGUGGACUUCUUGGAAACGCGAUUUGGCUGGUGCCGAAGCAGAGCUGCAUGCUGCCAUGGAUCCUGGUGUGGCUUCUGUUAUGAAGGGCAAGAAUAUUUUGCUUUUGGAAAAAAUUGCAUCGUCUUUCGGAUGGCCUGACACUGAAGUCUUCGAACACCUUAAGCAUGGUUUUCCUUUGGUGGGGGAGUCGAGUCCUUCUGGCAUCUUCGACGUGGACAGAAAGCCGGCUCUGAUGACAAGGGCAGAGCUUGUGCAGCAUGCUAAAUUCCUUAGGCCUGCGCUGUGGGCGAAGGUGGCGAAUGCGGAGGUGGAUGAUUUAGCUCGGGAAGUGUGGGAUUCCACACAGCAAGAGAUGCUAGUCAAGGAGUGGCUAACCGGGCCUUACUCGUGGGACGAGCUGCAAGCCCGUCACCCAGAAGGCUGGCUUCCAGUGCGGAGGUUCGGCAUUGUGCAAAAAGCCAAGACGAGGUCGAUCGACGAUUUGGCCGAGAACUCUGUAAACUGCGCUUACGCUGUUUCCGAUCGGAUUUCUUUGAGGGCCCUUGACGAGUUGGUCUGGCUUGCGAUCACCCUCUUCAAGAUCUUCCUUGCAAAAGGCGAGGUGAGCAUCCCGUUGUCGGACGGUGACCAUCUUCGCUUUCCGGUGCAUUCUUUCUGGAGGGCCCUGAAACCCGAGGCGCUUCAGCCGAGCUUGAAAACAGUGGACUUGAAGAGUGCUUAUAAACAGUUGGCGGUUUCUCCACGAGACCGCUGUCUGAGCAUAGUGGCCAUCAAGGACCCGGUCUCGGGGCUUGCGUUUGGCUUCGAGAGCCGAACCCUUCUGUUUGGGGCCACCUCGUCGGUGGUCUCAUUCAAUCGCGUUGCAAGACUGCUCCAAAGGGUUCUGGUUGCCUUGCAGGUGCUCGCCUGCAACUACUUCGACGACUAUCCGGUGUUGGAGGUCCUGCCGCUUUGCAACAACACGCAGUCAACUAUCAGAGCUGUGCUGGACCUGUUGGGUUUCACAUGGGCAGAAGAUAAGGAUCUUCCCUUCAGCCAUGAGGCUGAGCUUUUAGGCGUUCGGGUUGACCUUGGUUGCUUUGGGGUAGUUAAGAUUGGGAAUAAGCCCGAACGUGCAACUUCCAUUGCUGACGCAGUGGACUCCGUCUUGAAAGCGGGCCAUCUUGAUCCGAAGACUCUGCCAUCAUUGUUCGGUCGCUUGCAGUUUGCAGAGGGUCAGCUUCACGGGCGAUUGGGCAGAUUGGCACUGGCCGACCUCAGGUCGUGCACGAUGAGUUCUCAGGCCAAAACCCUUGAUGCCACGGCUGUGCAGGCCCUUUGUAAUCUUAGGUCCCGGGUUCUUGGGGGUACCCCUAGGAUAGUCCCGGCUUGUGUGGGGUCUCGUCGUUCUGUGAUUUUCACAGAUGGAGCGUACGAGCCGACGAGUGAAACUCACCCCGCCACUGUCGGAGGAGUCUUGUACCAUUUCGACAACGGCGCGUGGUGCACUUUCUUCUUUGCAUGUGCUAUCCCUUUGAGCGUUGUACAGAGCUGGGAGGCUCUCGGGAAAAGGCAUUUGAUAGGCCCAGUUGAGAUGUAUGCAGUGGUAUGUGCGAGAGAAGCUUGGGCAAAGCACUUGGACAUGCAAAGGGUGACCAUGUAUGUGGAUCACUCCGGAGUGUUGGCCUCCUUGGUGAAGGGCUCUUCGAAAGACCCUUUGUGGAGGCAACUCUUGCUGAUCUUUGAGAGCUGCGACGCUGAGGCGAUGCUUCCUUGGUUUAGCCGCGUUCCAAGUGCAAGUAAUCCGGCCGAUCCUCCUUCGAGAGCUAAGUCAAUCUUUCCAGUCAGGGGGCAGGUGUGCAGAGUGUCGCCUCGAUGCCCGAUCAAAGGCAAUGCCACGAUUGAUCUCCUUCUUAAGUGA
Messenger RNA from Symbiodinium sp. CCMP2592, 6726 nucleotides. The record is from the annotation of a GenBank genome assembly. NCBI's taxonomy places the organism in Eukaryota, Dinophyceae, Suessiales, Symbiodiniaceae.